Messenger RNA from Salarias fasciatus (jewelled blenny), 6393 nucleotides. It is a transcript of the gene atp11c, whose product is annotated as ATPase phospholipid transporting 11C (ATP11C blood group). Gene Ontology annotation, molecular function: ATPase-coupled intramembrane lipid carrier activity; magnesium ion binding; ATP binding. The transcript is spliced from 31 exons. Gene Ontology annotation, cellular component: endoplasmic reticulum; plasma membrane; recycling endosome. NCBI's taxonomy places the organism in Eukaryota, Metazoa, Chordata, Actinopteri, Blenniiformes, Blenniidae. Bases 536 to 3991 code for a protein of 1151 amino acids. The record is from RefSeq and is a predicted model, not a curated record. Gene Ontology annotation, biological process: phospholipid translocation.
GGAGCCUGUGAACGUGGGAACGCUGGUGGGCUGCUGCUGCUGCUGCCGCUGCUUGUUUGGAGUGAAAAUUGUUUGACAGGGAGGUCUGGAGACCUGUGCGCAGCGAUUGACAGCAGAAGUUAGUUGCAACUGUGUCGGGGAGCAGUUUUCGAGUCAGCGGGAGAGCCACACUCGGCGGCGUCCAAUGAUUUGCAGGAGUGUAAGCAACAGGGCACGGAGCGAAAUGUCAGGGACUGUUACAGCCUUGAGCAACGGGAAGCGCGACUAGUACACCGCAACGCGGAAAAAAUCCAGGGGAGAGAUAAUGCGAAUGGUGCGAAGAUACCGAAAUCAAACAAAAUGGAAACGAUGUAGCGUCGCUGCGGCACCCCAUAUAGCUAGAACUAACGUUAGAGUAGGAAAUAGAUAGCUAAGGAGCUAGCGCGUCAACUAACAUACAUGUAAAGUUAUUCCCCGGAGAAGCUGAAGCGGAGCCCGGAGGCGUCUGUUGAGUCAUAAGAGUUCAUCAGUGCUGUGAAAUCAAAGAAAUCGGAAGAUGCUGCGGAGAAGACUGAACCGUCUGCUUGGCGGCGAUGAGAGACGAGUUGACAGUCGGACUAUCUACGUCGGUCAUCGGUCGUGUCCUGCCAACGAGGCUUUCAUCCCACCCAAGUUCUGUGAUAACAGGAUCGUGUCCUCCAAGUAUACAGUUUGGAACUUUCUACCAAAGAAUCUCUUUGAACAGUUUAGAAGAAUUGCCAAUUUUUACUUCCUUAUCAUCUUCCUGGUGCAGGUGAUAGUGGACACCCCCACCAGCCCAGUCACCAGUGGCCUACCCUUAUUUUUUGUGAUCACAGUAACUGCUAUCAAGCAGGGAUAUGAAGACUGGCUACGGCACAAGGCGGACAAUGAGGUGAAUAAGUGCCCCGUGACAGUACUAGAAGACGGCCGGAGGAUGCAAAAGGAGAGCGAGAAGAUCAAGGUUGGAGAUGUUCUGGAGGUGGAGGAAGAUGAGACCUUUCCCUGUGAUUUAAUACUGCUGCAGUCGAGCCGCGACGACGACACGUGUUUCGUUACCACAGCAAGUCUGGAUGGAGAGUCCAACCAUAAAACACACUACACAGUGCCAGACACAGAGAAGGACCUGGAAUCCCUCAACGCCACCAUUGAGUGCGAACAGCCACAGCCUGACCUUUACAAGUUUGUCGGACGUAUGCACAUCUAUAAAAGCAAUCAGGAGCCCGCAGUGAGGUCGCUCGGACCAGAAAAUCUGCUGCUGAAGGGGGCGACUUUGAAGAACACUCAGAAGAUCUGUGGUGUUGCAGUUUACACAGGCAUGGAAACAAAGAUGGCUCUUAACUACCAGGGCAAAUCUCAGAAACGCUCUGCUGUGGAGAAGUCGAUCAAUGCCUUCCUUUUGGUUUACCUCUGUAUAUUGGUGAGCAAAGCCCUGGUCUGCACUGUACUGAAGUACGUGUGGCAGAGCAAGCCUGGACAGGACGAGCCCUGGUACAACGAGAAAACACAGAGAGAAAAAGACACCAAUAUGUAUCUUAAGAUGUUCACCGACUUCUUGUCCUUCAUGGUGCUCUUCAACUUCAUCAUUCCGGUGUCCAUGUACGUCACGGUUGAGAUGCAAAAGUUUCUUGGAUCCUUCUUCAUCACUUGGGACAAAGAUUUCUAUGACCCUGAAAUCGAGGAGGGGGCGCUGGUCAACACUUCAGACCUCAACGAGGAGCUGGGACAGGUGGAGUAUGUUUUCACAGACAAGACGGGCACCCUCACCCAAAACAACAUGGAGUUCAUCGAGUGCUGCAUCGACGGCUUCCAGUACAAGUACAGGGACGCGAGCUCCGAGUUGGACGGGUUCUGCGCCACAGAUGGACCUGUGAGCAAACUCCAGCAGAAAGCUGGCAGGGAAAGGGAAGAGCUGUUUCUGCGAGCCCUGUGCCUGUGCCACACAGUCCAGGUGAAGGAGUCCACGGAGCAGGGUCAAAGCCAAGUGGACGGACAGAUAACCCAGAUAGAUGGCUUAGUGGGAGACGGAGAUGCGUCUCAUCGACCGCAGGAGCAGAGGGGCUUUAUAGCCUCCUCGCCUGAUGAGGUUGCUCUGGUCAAGGGUGCGAUGAGGUACGGCUUCACAUUUCUAGGUCUGGAAAGUAAAACGAUGAAAAUCCUCAACAGGAGCAACGAUGUUGAAAUCUAUGAGCUGCUUCACGUGUUGAACUUUGACCCUGUGAGAAGGCGCAUGAGUGUGAUAGUCCGAACCAAAUCAGGUGAUACACUGCUUUUCUGUAAGGGAGCAGACUCUUCCAUUUUCCCCCGAGUCAGACAAGAGGAAGUUGAGCGGAUACGCUUGCACGUUGAGCGGAACGCAACAGAGGGCUACCGAACACUGUGCGUGGCCUACAAACAUCUGAGCGCAGAGGAGUACGCCCAGGCAGAUGAAGGACUGAAGGAAGCCAGACUGGCUCUGCAGGACAGGGAGGAAAAGCUCAUGGCUGUUUACAACCAAGUAGAGACGGGUAUGAGCCUGAUCGGAGCCACCGCUGUGGAGGACCGACUUCAGGAGGAGGCUGCAGAGACCAUGGAAGCCCUGCAGGGGGCCGGCAUCAACGUGUGGGUCCUCACAGGCGACAAGAUGGAGACGGCCAAGUCCACCUGCUACGCCUGUCGACUGUUCCAGAGGAACACCGAGCUGUUGGAGCUGACGGUGCGAACGCUGGAGGACGGAGGCCGGAGGCGCGAGGAGCGACUGCACGAGCUGCUGCUGGAGUACCACAAGAAAGCCGUACAGGAUGCACCGCCAGCGAAGGGGGGCGUCACCAGAAGCUGGUCUGUGGCCAAUCAGGAUUACGGUUUCAUCAUCGACGGAGCCACUCUGUCGAUGGUGCUCAACUCGUCCACUGAAUCCAACUCGAGUCGCUACAAGAACCUUUUUCUGCAGAUUUGUCAGAACUGCACGGCCGUGCUGUGCUGCCGCAUGGCUCCCCUCCAAAAGGCACAGAUCGUUAAGAUGGUGAAGAACUCUAAAGGCAGCCCGAUCACCCUCUCCAUUGGAGAUGGAGCCAACGACGUCAGCAUGAUUUUGGAAGCUCAUGUUGGCAUUGGCAUUAAGGGCAAAGAGGGUCGACAAGCAGUGAGGAACAGUGACUAUGCCAUCCCCAAACUCAAGCACCUUAAGAAACUGUUGCUGGCUCACGGACAUCUCUACUACGUCCGCAUUGCACAUCUGGUGCAGUAUUUCUUUUAUAAGAAUCUUUGUUUCAUCCUGCCGCAGUUUUUGUACCAGUUCUUCUGCGGCUAUUCCCAGCAGCCUCUGUAUGAUGCCGCCUAUCUGACGAUGUACAACAUCUGCUUCACCUCUAUGCCCAUCCUGGCUUACAGCCUUUUGGAGCAGCACAUUUGCAUGGAGGUUCUCCUGGACAAUGCCACCCUCUACAGGGAGAUUGCCAAGAAUGCAAUGUUACGUUGGGGGCCGUUCCUCUACUGGACGCUACUGGGGGUCUUCCACGGCCUGCUUUUCUUUUUCGGUGUUCGGUUUUUGUUCAGUAACUCGGCGCUGCAGGACAACGGCCAGGUUUUUGGAAACUGGUCAUAUGGAACCAUUGUGUUCACCGUCCUCGUCUUCACUGUGACGCUGAAGCUGGCCCUGGACACACGGCACUGGACGUGGAUCAACCACUUCGUCAUCUGGGGUUCCCUGGCUUUCUAUGUGUUUUUCAGUUUCUUCUGGGGAGGAAUAAUAUGGCCUUUCCUGAGGCAGCAGCGGUUGUACUUUGUGUUCGCCAACAUGCUGAGCUCGGUGACGGCCUGGCUGGUCAUCAUCCUCCUCAUCGUGCUCAGCCUGCUGCCAGAGAUCCUGCUGGUGGUGUUCCGCAAACCCCGCGGCCCCCACGCUCGCCAGAAGAAGCUGGUUCAGUCGAGCGUGGGGGGCCUCCAGUCUCCCCGGUCUUCAGCCAGGCCCCUGCUCAUGAGAACCUUUUCAGAUGAGUCCAAUACUGUCAUUUAAACAGCCGUCAGACGAUGGCCUCCUGCAAACAUCCAGAGUGCGGCAGUCACGCCGCUGUCCUACAAGCACCUGAAGGAGCGCGAGUGAAAACGGCGGCGAGGACGCGCAACGCCCGCGGCGCCACGAGCCUCGUUCAGGGUCCGGCUGCAGCCGGAGCUGCCUGUCGUCCCAAUCCGGUGUCUCCAGGGGUCUAAAGUGGUUUCAGCGGUCUCUUGACCGGCUCUUCUCCGUCCUCAACCCCCCCCCCCAUGCAUGCCUGCAGAGCAGCGCCCUGCGUUAUUUUAUAAGCGGUCUCCUCAGACGACAGGCAUGGUUCUUUUUCCUUUCUUUCACUUCUUUUUAAUACUAGCUUACAGAUGAAUGCAUACAUGGCUGCCUUUUCAGUAGCUCUAUCCAAACUGCUGUACUUCAACCAGCGGUUGUAAAAAAAAAAAAAAAAAAAAUCCUCUCCAAGAAUGGUACCAUCUGCAUGACAGAAGGCUCUCCGGACAUGUCACUCCACUAAUAUCCAGUCACAGCGUUCUCCCAACGGUUAUAUUUAUAGAAACUAUUCUACUUCCCACUUAAUAUCAAUAGUUAUUUUUACAUGCUUAUAGCAUAUUUUGCGAGCGCUCGUGUUCAGAGUUGUGAUGAAAAGUUACUGAAGGAGAUUUCUGUCUAUUCUAGUUGGGAGCAGCAUCCAGAAGGCUUCUGCUGUUUGACAGUUACAUGACGAUUAUUUUUCUGUAGUCUCUGUUGAGCGCUUAAUGUAAGAUUAAUCAACAGAGGCAAUAUAUUACCACUCAGUCCAAAAAGCACGUGUGCGCCUGUGUGUGUUUGAGAGAUAGAUUAGAGAUGACCUAAAACCUCCAACCUCAGAGAUAAUUUAUGAAAGUGAAAUUAAUAUGAGAAAGUUAAUAUAUGUGCUAUAUUGUAUAUAGCUGAAUGAUGUUUGUUAGCAUCUGCUCAAAGCCAAAAAGAGAAACGUAAACACGAUCAGAUUCUGUCCACGUGUGCGUUUGUGUGUGUGUAUGUGUGUGUGUGCGCGUGCUGGAUGAGAAUAGCCACAAAUGCCUGCGUGUUUUGGAAAAAAAAAGAAACAGGAUUACUUGAACUUUGUCGAUAUAGUUCAGUUUGACAUUUCCUGCACUAUUUACAGAAACUGGUUUAUUUAUCAGUUCGAUGGUCACUAAGGCACAUCAGUGUAUGCCUGAGCACACAUGUACACACACAUCAGACACACACACACACACACACAGUGUAAGAGUUUGCACACAUGCACUGAAGCCUAAAAUGAGGUAUUUAUGUUCAUCAGCCAUUAUCUACUCCGUCAAGCGUGAGCAGGAAUGUGAAGAAAAUUCCCUCCAGAUCUGCAGAGUCAUGAGUUCAUGUCACCGCGACACUCCGCUCUCUCCGAGAGGAAACUCUGGCUUCCUGUUCCUCCUCUUCUCUUCCCGUGUGUUGUGCUUCAUACAUUCCAUUUAGACAUGAUUUCACACACUUUUUGAUACUGCUUUUGAUUUUUAUUUUCCCUUCUUCACACAUUUAUUGUCUACUCUGUGUAUUUAUUAAGUAUACUCACAAAUGUUAUAUUUUUAUUACAUAAAUCUUUUUUUUUUUUUUUUAAAUUGUGGAGCGUGUUCGGUUGUUCUACCGCUUGGAGUUGAGUUGUUGAGUUAGCCUCUUUUACUCCAGCCCUGAUGUGAAUCCUGUCCUGUUGUCAUUGUCCUGCGUACAGAGACAGGCAGCCCCACACAAACACACCCCCUACUUACCAAAAAAGAAAAAAAAAUCAGCCUCAGAACCAGUUUCACUCCCUUUUUGCCGUGUUUGACCUCGUCUCACAUCAUUAAAUGUUCAUGAAGACGUUGGGGUAUGAUGAUUUUCACUUCGCUGACUCCUGCUGUACCUUCCAGUACCGGCCUUCUGCUGAAAUUGCAGACUGUAGCCUGACGUUGUUGCUACGGUACGUCUGUUGAACAGCAAAUGUCAUGAUGCCAAAUGGAGAUUUAAGAAGUUGAGCUGUUUUCAACAACAAAACAAUUCCAUGCCUUCGAGUGUCAUUUACUACCAAGGCCGUUCAUGUAAAAAAAAAAAAAAAAAAAAAAGAGGAGGCGGUUUUUUUUUUAACAGACGUGUGUCACCUCCAGACUGCACUGUGUCAGAAACCCUGUGAGAGGACACACCGAGAGGGGCUGCCUGCUUUCUUAACAAAGACGAAACCUUUAACUUACAUCAAAAAUGCUAUUUUCAAAGCCGAUUAUAUGUUUGAAUCUAAUGUUUUGCCUGUUCAAAGUUAUAAGAAAAAAAAGAAGAAGAAUGGACUGUAUUUUUAAUGCAACCUUUUUCCAGCCACUUUUGUAAGAAAUAAAAAUGUUAAAAUGUCACAAAAAAACAAAACAAAAAAAAAAAAAAAAACAAAA